AUGACCCCAACCUACGAAUCCUGGUCAAAGGAAGACCCCGUCGCGCUUCUCAAACAGUUAGAAAUGACCAAAAAGGAUGUGACAAAUGGACUGGCCAGCACUGCGGUCUCGAAGAGGAGGAAGACCUGUGUUGUUGUGCUGGUUCUGCUAUGUCGUUGCUACACUUCUAUGGCAAGCUAUCACAGCACUAUAGACCAGUAUAGACAUCAUGAAAGUCUAUAUAUUACCAUAAAGUUUGACCCCAGUAGACCGUGGGAACUUUUUUCGAUGAAAACCAAAGUUGUAGUCCUUGUCAAGGACGUCAAAGUUAGUCCUUGUCAAGGGAAGUCUAUCCAUAGUCUAAUGACUUCAAUAGGUCAAUAUCUUAUUUUUGCCUCUCUUCUCUUCUUCUUGCUUCUCUAUCCUUCUCUUGGUGUUGAUGUUGUUGGUGCUGGUACUGGUGCUGGUGCUUUGAACUCUGCUCUCUUCCCUCCUGCUCCUCCUCCCCCCAACUAUUUUCGCAUUUUUGACCAUUUGGCAAGUCUUUUCUCUGACUCUCACUUCCUCCUGUCUGAUCCUCUCCUUCUAGCUCCCUUCCCUCCUCUUCCCUCAAGAAUUUUCGCAAUUUUCACUAUUUGUUCUCUUGCCUCUUCCUCCUUUAUUAGUUUACAUGUAUUGUAGUAGUUGAAAUAUAAUUUGGAAUUUUCGCUUU
Messenger RNA from Suillus paluster, 691 nucleotides. RefSeq lists its product as uncharacterized. The record is from RefSeq and is a predicted model, not a curated record. The transcript has 7 exons. Bases 1 to 660 code for a protein of 219 amino acids. NCBI's taxonomy places the organism in Eukaryota, Fungi, Basidiomycota, Agaricomycetes, Boletales, Suillaceae.